AUGGUGGCCCGAUCAACCGGAGGCUCCAAACCCGCCGACGACGGCGACGAAGAAACCGCAACCGGAGACAAUGCAACCGCAGAGGUCACAGACUACGAGCAAAUCAGAGACCAAAGAAUCAAAGCGAACAAGGAGCGAAUGCAGAAGCUGGGCCUUUUCGACCUUGCGCAGAAGCUCAAGUCCAAACCCUCCGCCGCUUCAAAACCCCGCCGCGGCCGUCUGCCGAAAGACCCCUCCGAUCAGACCAAUCCGAAACCCCCUCUCUCCCCAGCAAGGCGCUCUUCCCGGUUGAAGACUAUGGCUCCGGUGAGCUAUGUGGAGAUUAGGCCCAAAGGGAAGAGGGAGUCCACGUGGAACAGUGAGAUUAACAUUAAGGAAGGGAAAAGGCCGGAGAUUUAUACAGAUGAAGAUGAAAGGCUAUUGGGGGAUUGCAAGGAGACUUGGGAGCUCUCGGUUGAUGGGUAUGGAGAAGACAGGAAGCGGAUCUAUGAUCCGGUUAAGGGCGAAACUUGCCACCAAUGCAGGCAGAAAACUCUUGGUCAGCAUACACAUUGCUGCAAAUGUAACUUGGUUCAAGGGCAGUUUUGCGGAGAUUGCUUAUACAUGAGAUAUGGUGAGAAUGUGAUUGAAGCCAACAAAAAUCCUGAUUGGGUUUGCCCUGUUUGUCGGGGUAUUUGCAACUGCAGUCUUUGCCGUAAAGAAAAAGGUUGGGAGCCCACUGGUAAUCUGUAUAGGAAGGUCAUAAAUCUGGGUUACAAGUCUGUGGCACAUUAUCUUAUUCAAACCCGUCGUUCCCAACCAAAAUCAGAAACCUCAGGUGCAGAGGAAUCAGUGCAGGAUGAUAUGAAACAAGAAACAGAAGAUGGACAAGUAGCAGGGGAAAAAGAAAUGGAAGAGGUUCAGCCUGUUGCUGCCAAAGAUAUGGGUAACAUACAUGAUACCGGUUCUGGAGUUGCUGGGGAUUCUGUUGAAGGUGAGACAAAGGAAAAGUCGAGAAGGAGGAGCACAAGGUUGAGGAAGACCUAA
Fragaria vesca subsp. vesca is the source of this 1026-nucleotide messenger RNA. RefSeq names its product cell division cycle-associated protein 7-like. NCBI's taxonomy places the organism in Eukaryota, Viridiplantae, Streptophyta, Magnoliopsida, Rosales, Rosaceae. Bases 1 to 1026 code for a protein of 341 amino acids. Gene Ontology annotation, cellular component: nucleus. Gene Ontology annotation, biological process: regulation of DNA-templated transcription. The record is from RefSeq and is a predicted model, not a curated record. The transcript is spliced from 5 exons.